GUCCGUAACAACAAUAACUCACAAGUCACAACACAACUUCGAUUACCUGGCUGCUUCGUGGUAGUGUCUGUCUCUGUGUCUUUGCCUUGCCCAGUCGCAUAUAUUGUUACAUUUUUUUAAUUCAAAACUGAAAAGGGCUUAUCUCUGCUUAUUGUUCAUACUCCUCUCUCUAUCUCACAAAGUGCCUGCACUUGGCUUUACUUAAGAUUAUAUUCAAGUGAUAGAAAAGUUUAUGUUUGUCUUGUGGAAUCCAUCUUGCUUGACGUAGCUUCUGUGAUGGCUUAAAAUGGAUUAAAUUGUCUUCUUCUGUAAACUAUUUCUUGAUAAAUAUUGUUCCAUGGCUCGGAAGGGUAAUCAGCAAAAGAAUGGCUUGGAUCGUCAAGCAUCAAGCCACAGAAAAAAAGGUUCGAAUUCAGGGUCUCCUGUCCCUGAUAUGACAGGACAGGGUAGAGACAGCAAGGUAAAGGUUUUUCCUGGGGAGGAUCUCCCAGAUGGUUGCCAUCAAGGCAUUCCUUUCGUGGACAGUGCAAGUAAAGCCCAUCAUGCAGGAGAUGAGAAUAAAAGGAAGCAAAAUUGUGGGGCAUCUCCCAGAAAAGAGAAGCAAGGAACUGAUUUGCAGGAUAUUGACCAAUCGGUUUCUUCCAAGGGCAAUUCUGGUGAUGACACUGAAAAUAUUUCUUCGAUGCAAACGCCUAAUAUAAGAGAAGCAAUUGCUCGCCGUGGUAGAAAACAUGGAAAGAGUGGCCUUGGUUGCUUGCUGAAUGGAUUGCAUGUUAAAAAUGCGAUGGAGAAUGUUAAGUUUCCGGAUAACGAGCUGGUUAGAAGCCUAAGGGCACAGAUAUCAUCCAAGUUGGAGGCAGCAUUUGAGUUGUUGGAGAGGCAGAUGCCAUUGUUUGUUUCUCUAACAACAAAGUUUUAUAAUGCCUGUGAUUAUGUUAAAAUGAAGUUUCAGCAAGUUUAUCCUGUUGUUCUAAUUUUUCUCAAACAUUUGGCAAGCAUACUACUUAUUUUAUCAAUGGUUUGGUUGGACUGUGCUCUAAGGGGCAUUGACUCUUUUCUGCGGAUGGGGACAACAUCUUUCUUUUCAGUUAUAUGGUGCAGCAUUCUCUCAGUAAUUGCUAUGGUUGGGAUGGCAAAGUUUCUUAUGGUCCUGGUUAUACCUGCUUUGGUGGCUUUUUUUAUUGGGUUCACCCUUGCAAUCAUAGUAGUUGCCCUUUUGGGAACUGUUUUUCUAUGGUUUUAUGGAAGUUUUUGGACAACAGUGCUUGUUAUUUUCCUUGGAGGAUUGGCAUUCAAGUUGAGCCAUGAGAGCCUUGCACUAUUUAUUACAACUGUGUACUCAAUAUAUUGUGCUUGGACUUAUGUUGGAUGGCUUGGUUUGCUGUUGGCACUGAAUUUAUCUUUUAUCUCAAGUGAUGCUCUGAUAUACUUUCUAAAGCAUAACAUAAAUCAACAAAGAAGAACGGAUGGGCCCCAUGAUCAAACCUUUGGGAUGCAAGGUGGACCAGGGUACUUCAAUGGUGAGUCAGGGCAUGCUUCAUCCUCUGAUAAUGCCCCGGGGUUAUCUGCUGAUCGUAGUGCGGGAGUGCCUUCAACUAGUGGGGCAGACUCUGAGAUGACUUCUGAAGAUGAAGUAGCUCGGUUGUUGAACUGUACUGACUACUAUUCAGCUUUGGGCUUGUCACGAUAUGAGAAUGUUGAUGUUUCUGUAGUGAAGCGAGAGUAUAGAAAAAGGGCUAUGUUGGUCCAUCCUGAUAAGAACAUGGGUAAUGAGAAAGCUGUGGAAGCGUUUAAGAAACUUCAGAAUGCUUAUGAGGUUCUCCUUGAUUCAUUAAAGCGAAAAGCAUAUGAUGAUGAGUUGAGGAGGGAGGAGCUGCUAAACUGUUUCCGUAGGUUCCAAAGUGCUUCUCAGAAGAAUGGCAGGCAUGGUUUCUUUGCAUCCGGAUCUGCAAGGUCAGAAACUGAUAGUGAGGACCCCAUUGGAGAUUCUAGGCGAAUAGCCUGCAAAAAGUGCAACAACUUUCAUGUGUGGAUUGAGACCAAGAAAUCAAAAUCACGAGCAAGAUGGUGCCAGGAAUGCAAAGAUUAUCAUCUAGCAAAAGAUGGAGAUGGAUGGGUUGAACAAUCUUCCCAACCCUUCUUUUUUGGAUUACUGCAGAAGGUAGAUUCGCCUUCUGCAUAUGUUUGCGCAGAUGGCAAGGUUUAUAAUGCUACCGAAUGGUAUAUUUGUCAGGGAAUGAGAUGUCCAGCCAACACUCACAAGCCAAGUUUUCAUGUGAAUACUAGUUUAACCUCCAAGCAUGGUACUAGCAAGGGAACAAGUUCUGGACAAAGAGGUGGUCGGAUGCCAACAUCUAACCUGGAUGAGACCAUGACUGAGGAGGAAUUCGUAGAGUGGUUACAGAAUGCAGUGCAGUCCGGACUGUUUGAUAAUUUUGGUGCUAGUACCUCCUCCGAAAGCCCAACCGCCAACACGGGAUCAGGCUUCAAGGGCAGUGGUGCCAAUAAUAGCAGUGGCAACAAGAGAAAGAAAAAGGGAAAGAAGCAAUGGUGAUUUCUUCUUUUUUCUCUCCUGAUUCUUAUGAUAAAACUUGUAAGCUUUGAAUGAGCCUACCAAAGAUAGGCUCUGAAUCUGAUGGAAGAUGAGAUCUUUUGUCUUUUUUCAAGAAAGAAGAGGUUUUACUUUACUAUAUUGUAUGCCAGCAUAUGAUCAGAAGUGCCCUUUCAGGCGCCAAUAUACAAAGCUUGUAUAGCUUUUUACCA
This is a messenger RNA of Pistacia vera, 2763 nucleotides long. RefSeq lists its product as uncharacterized. The transcript has 11 exons. The record is from RefSeq and is a predicted model, not a curated record. NCBI's taxonomy places the organism in Eukaryota, Viridiplantae, Streptophyta, Magnoliopsida, Sapindales, Anacardiaceae. The coding region runs from base 338 to 2554 and encodes 738 amino acids.